Molecule: messenger RNA, 1006 nt
Organism: Symsagittifera roscoffensis
Lineage: Eukaryota; Metazoa; Xenacoelomorpha; Acoela; Convolutidae
Exons: 3
Coding region: 195-833 (212 amino acids)
Source: RefSeq, a predicted model, not a curated record
GAUAGAGCAAAAACUAGCAUAAAAAGGCUAAAAAUUUAAACAAGAUAAAACACAAACAAUUUUGUUUGUUCGUACAAUUUUGAUUGCUGGACCAAAAAUGCUAGAUUGAAAAAGAUGAGCUGUGUUUUUUAAUAACUUCAAUCUAAAUUUUAUAAAACAAACUUGUCUACUUUUGGUUAUUUUCUCUUUCUAAAAUGACCUCACCAGUUUUGGUGCUAGUUUUUGGCACGGCUCUCUGGCUCUCUGUUCACGCUUCUGAGUCAUGGUGCAGGAAUGACUAUGACUGCAGCAGCGAUGAAAUGUGUUGUAUUCGUCGCAUUUGCACAUACGAUUGCAGCAGUCGUCAUGUGUCAGUGCUGGCUGUGAUUGGGUCUCCCUUCGCAUUUGUUGGCUUCUGCAUCUGCUGCGGACUUGGCUUCAGAUUCUGCCACAAAAGCGGCAGGUAUAAGAACCGCAACCGGCGUUCAAACCAAUCUAACACAAACUCAAACAACACUCCACCUGAAAACAAUGAAGCGGAUUCAGCCAAUCAAAUCACAGUGACAUCGAUAAGAACAGUGGCAAACGAUACAAACAGUCGAAUUGGGUGGUCGAGCUACCCGACCAAUCACGACUGGCAUACAAAUAACUUCGCCCAAACAGGCCAGCCGCCGCUGUAUGAGUCAUCAGUUGUUGUCCCCAAACCCCCUUCAUACGAAGAGACAAUAAUAGGCAACGAAGUGAGCCCACCUGGUUACGUUGAGAGUGAAUCAAGAACCCCAAGUGGAAAUUCCAACAGUGGUUACCAAACUGACAGCUCAUUGCCAGAUUAUCAGACAGCGCUGCGCGGAUAAAGACUUUCAAAAUUUAGAAGACAAUUGCGCUGAGUUAAUCUAAAAGCAGAGACUUGUUUACAAGAAAUUUCAGCCGUGUUAAUGAGAUAUAGUUUAGUUUAUAUUUCUUUUGUUAUAAAUAAUUUCUGAUUUGAAACUUAUGAUUGAUAAUUUCAGAUCCGAGGCAGGUAUAA